AUGUCGAUUCGGUUGGUAACCCUGCGUGAUGGACAGGUCUCAAUCCUCUUCUCCCUGAUGGGACUCGCCGCAGCCGGUUACCUCGGCCACGCUGGAGGUUACUACGGCGGUGCUCUUGGAGGACUCCACGGAGGCUUAGGUUACGGAGCAGCAGCUGGACUUGGAUACGCAGGACAUGGAGCAGUCGACUACUACGCACAUCCCAAGUACGCCUACGAUUACGGCGUAAAGGACGGCUACACAGGAGACGUGAAGAACCAAUGGGAAGAGAGAGACGGUGACGUGGUCAAAGGACAGUACAGCCUGGUCGAACCCGAUGGCACCAUCAGGACAGUCUCUUACACCGCCGAUGAUCACAACGGCUUCAACGCCGUCGUAUCCAAGGCAGGACACGCCGUCCAUCCUUCAGGACACUACUACCACUGAAGACCUUCAUGCAGCAAGAUCAAUGAGAAACCACUUUGUACAAAACAUUUGUGAUAACGGCUAUAUAUAGUUUUCAUAUAUAUAGUUAUUUUAAUAAAUACAUGUAUAUUCUUUAAAAAAAAAA
Messenger RNA from Nezara viridula (southern green stink bug), 550 nucleotides. NCBI's taxonomy places the organism in Eukaryota, Metazoa, Arthropoda, Insecta, Hemiptera, Pentatomidae. The record is from the annotation of a GenBank genome assembly.